Molecule: messenger RNA, 3369 nt
Organism: Penicillium macrosclerotiorum
Lineage: Eukaryota; Fungi; Ascomycota; Eurotiomycetes; Eurotiales; Aspergillaceae
Product: SAPS family protein
Exons: 3
Coding region: 1-3369 (1122 amino acids)
Cellular component (GO): nucleus; cytosol
Molecular function (GO): protein phosphatase binding; protein phosphatase regulator activity
Source: RefSeq, a predicted model, not a curated record
AUGUUCUGGCGUUUUGGGGGAUAUGCCAGUAUCUCCACCAUCGAUACCCUUCUUGACAAGCCGGAGGUCACUCUCGAGGACCUGCUGGAUGAGCCGGAGAUCAUCCAGGAAUUGAAACAGCAUAAUACAAAACUCAUAGAAUACCUGCGCGAAGACCAUGUCUUGAAACGGCUUAUGGACUAUGUGACUGCACCAAGCUUGGUGAAUGACGACGAAGAAAAUGAUGAUGAUGAUUCUCACGAAAAAGAUGCCGCGCGCGAUGCAGGCUCCACGGCAAAACCAUCGGAACAGGCCGACAGUGAACACCAGGAAGGGAAACAAGAGAAGGAAUGCGACCCGCUGAGAGAUGUGCUGGACCCCGAGGACCUCGAUAAGGUCGAGAAGACUCGUUUGAAGCACGCCUACGUGGCGUGCGAGGUUCUCUCGUCUGAAACUUGGUCCAUCCUGGAGUCGAUGAUGGCCAAUCCCUCGUACUUGCGCGACUUCUGGGGCUUCCUCCGACGACCUGCGCCGCUGGACUCUCUGCAGGCAAGCUACUUCACCAAGGUGAACGAAACUUUACUAGAUAAAAAGACGGAGGAGAUGUUGGACUUCCUGAAAUUGCUUGAUGGGAUUGUUCCCGCGAUAUUACAGCAUGUCGACAAUCCAAUGGUCAUGGAUCUCCUGCUCAAGAUCAUCAGUCUAGAAAAAGCCGAGGGAGGCCAAGGUACGGUGGACUGGCUGAAGUCGCAGGACCUAGUCCCUACGCUUCUUUCCUUCCUGUCCCCCGAAUACCCCGGUUCCGUGCAGACAUCCGCAGGUGACUUCCUCAAAGCCAUCAUCACCAUUUCCGCCAAUGCCACGCCAAAUGAUCAGUCCUGCAUUGGCCCCAACAGCCUUACCCGACAACUCGUCUCACCUGAGUGUAUUCAGCAACUUAUCGAUGCAAUGCUGAAGGGUGGCAACCCACUAACUGUGGGCGUGGGUAUUGUGAUCGAGGUCAUCCGCAAGAAUAACUCUGACUAUGACCCCGAGCACCUCGGUGGCCCUGACUCCAUGCCUACGCCUUAUGACCCGAUCUACCUGGGCAGCCUGCUUCGCUCAUUCGCUCAACAUAUCCCCGACUUCAUGGCUCUUAUUCAAAGCUCCAAGCACGCUGUCCAUGAUGGCACCCAGCUGAAAUCUGUGGAUCGAGGCCGGCUGAACUCCGCAUGGGGUGCCAAAAUCGAGCCCCUCGGCUUUGAUCGCUUCAAGACAUGUGAAUUGAUGGCAGAAUUGCUUCACUGCAGUAAUAUGGGUCUUCUGAACGAACCUGGCAGUGAGGACUAUGUUCGGCAUCGCGAUACUGAACGUGAGAGAUUGAUUCGGGAGGGUGUCUUCAAUCCUCACCAUGACGAGCAGUCUGGUAUGGAUUAUAACGAUACCACUGUGGAUUUCACCAAUGGAUCGGCCAUGGAUGUUAGCUCACCGGAGGCUUUGAAACCCCGUGCUGGGGAAGAGGAGGACUUCGAGGAUGUGGGUGCCUCUGGUGUAUUGGUCGGCGAGAAUGCCAAUGAGGCUAGGGCCAAACAGGCUACACAAGAAUGUCCCCAGCCCACUGCAGACUCUACGCCCGUAGAUGCGCCAAAGGCCGAGCCCGAUACUGCGAAGGCGCCCCAGAACCCCGACUCUCCCACAGGAACCACUGGCCUUGCGGAUCAAGUUGGAGAGAUCGAGCUCGACCAUGAAAAGCCCGGUGAGCAACAGACAUCUGUUGAACAGGAUAAGGAGCAGGUCUCGGGGUCUGUUAAUACCGAGGAUGUUCCAUCUCCGCUCUUUGCCUCGAAAGAUCAGCCAUCCGAUUCUUCUACUCACCCGGAACAUCAUCCGGAAGGAUCUUCUGCCAUCACUGAAUCUGCUCAGGAGAGAGGACCUGCGAAUGACGGAGGCGCUGAGGAUUCUGCCGAGCAGUAUAUUCAGUAUGACACUGACGGACGGCCCGUGGUUGGAGAUUAUUUGAAGACCCAGUUCGUUGAGAACAAGGUGGUGCCAACUAUCCUGGGUUUCUUCUUCCGAUUCCCUUGGAACAACUUCCUUCACAAUGUCGUCUACGAUGUGGUCCAGCAAGUGUUUAAUGGACCCAUGGAACGCGGUUAUAAUCGCGCUCUCGCAAUUAGCGUGUUCGAGGUUGGUCAAAUUACAUCCGCAAUCGUGGAGGGACAGAAGCGCAGCGACGAGGCCCAGCGCACCAAGCAGAUCCGUCUUGGUUACAUGGGCCACCUUACGCUAGUCGCCGAAGAGGUCGUCAAAUUCAGCGAGCGCCACCCGCCUGAACUUCUGUCACGAUCUGUAAUGGAGUCGGUUCUGAAUCCCGAGUGGAUUGACUACGUUGAGCAAACCCUUUCUGAGACUAGGGAGCGCGAUAACGCCAUUUUGGGCGGUGUACGCCCGGACAUGGCUGUUGGCUCUCGUCAAACAACCGUCAUUGGCUCAUCUAGCUCCAGCCAAGGUUUCAGCAACUCCAAUGCUCUCGCCGAGGCGGGAUUGAAUGGGGGAAUCAGUGGCUCUACUUUCCAAGUGUUUGACAUCAACCAAGGUAGUGUGUCUGGCGGAGCCGUCGGCGGCGGUGGUACUUCUUUGCUUAGCGGCUUCGCAAGCUCGAGUGACGACGAAGACGAGGAAAUGGAUGACCAGGAUGACAGAGAUGCCAACAUUGGCGAACAUGGCGAUUCCGAGAAUGUCUCUGAAAAUUCCGCAAGUCAGCCCAUUCCCAUCUUGCCUCCGCCUCCGGCUCCACUGAGCCUUGGACCAUCAAGAGCUCGUCGUCAAUUGGCGGCUCGUCUUGCCGCCCAGAAACAGCAGGCGACUGAAAAUGCAGGCGCCGAAGAAGAGGAAGAAAAAGGUGAAGAGGGAGAAUCACGAGAGUGGUCUACCAACCCAUUUGUCAUUGCAGGGAUUGAUGAUGACACCGAAGGCGGUAACUCGGCCUUCCCUAAUACCGACUUCGCUGCAAAUGCAGACCAGACUUUCUCCCCAACGUUCCCCAGCUCCGGUUUCAGCCCAUCAGACUCUUUCUCUGAUAACUCGUCAGACGAGGAUGGUGAUGGUCGCACAGAAGCCGUCAGACGACACGUCCGUGUGCCCCUCGAAGUGGAGGAAGACGACGAGAUGGGCGAAAUGGUUGGUCCCAGUGCCAGUGGCCUGAUUGACUCAGACGACGAGGACGAAGCCAUCAUCAACGAGUCUCUCGGUUAUUCUAACCUACCUGGCCAAACCCGCUAUAGCGGGUUCCGCCGGCCGCGGGCUGUCAGCUCCCACUUUGAUGAUGACCAAAAUGACAGCAGUGACGGCGAAGAUGAUGGACUCGUUGAAAUCGUCGUCCCUGGCCGGAAGUCCUCGACCUCAAACUAA